AUGCAGCCGUCUCCAGAAGACCAAACCAAUCCGACCGAUCGUCCGGGCACGCCUCCCCGCCCGCCUUACUCCCCAGUGACGCCCGUCUUAUCGCAUCUCGCCCCCGUCCCCAACAACAACACCAACGGCACCGACUUCCCCGCAUCCUCCGCUCCGUUCUCGGCCUCGUCAUCCCAUCCCAUCGUCCCUCCGCCUGCGCGCUCCCCUUCGCCGACAACUCGCAUCGCGCCGCCGUCCAUCCCCGCCCUUCACAGUAACGUGAAUAACCAUCACCAGAACCAGAACCACAAUCAUGCCGACCUCUCCACCCUCUUCUCCGCUCCUCCUCCACCUCCCGCAUUCACAACUCCAUCUCGUCCGUCGCCACCACAGCAGCUGCAUCAGCAACAGCAGAGCCAGCUCCCACAACCCACAUUCAUCCCCGAGCCCUCACCCAUCCCGAUCUCCGAGAGCGAGAACCCCGACGCGUCGGCGCUGCGCUCAGCCAUCUCCAUCUUACAGAUGCAGAAGCAGCAAAGUCUACGAGACUUGCGGACGCUCGAACGGUUGAAGAAAGCGGCGGCCGCGGACCCAGAGGCGUUUGCGCGCGAACUAGCGGCGGGGAGUUUGUCGGCGAGGAGGGACGCCGGAGGAUUCCUUGGGAUUGAUCCCACGGGUGGGGGAGAUGAGGAUGAUGAGGAGGGGGAGGGUGUUGAUGUUAAUGGUGGAGAGGAAGGAGGGUCGCGUGUGAAGUUCGAGACGAUACCGACACCGCAGAACGUGGUGCGCAUGCCGCCGGUUAAUUGGGCCAAGUAUCAGAUCGUGGGGGAUCCGUUGGAUCGCAUGCAUGAGGAUCAGCGACGACGGCCAUUCUCUGGGGAGCCGAGACGAGAGGAUACGCAGAGAGCGCCGGAGCAUGUUCUAGCUUCGCCGUAUCGGCCGUUUGUCGACAAGCUGGAAACGCCUAGUAAGGUCAAAGGUGCCAGCAAGAGUAAGAAGACGUGA
Molecule: messenger RNA, 984 nt
Organism: Aspergillus affinis
Lineage: Eukaryota; Fungi; Ascomycota; Eurotiomycetes; Eurotiales; Aspergillaceae
Exons: 1
Coding region: 1-984 (327 amino acids)
Source: RefSeq, a predicted model, not a curated record